AUGGCCGUCCGACGUUUGGAGGCAUUGGAACGUCGACUUCAACGAGAGCCAGACCUUCUAGAACGUGUGCGUGAACAAAUCGUGGACUACGAAAAGAAAGGAUACGCCCACCAAGCGGGUUUGACCGAAUUGACCUCGGUUGAACCCAGUCGCAUAUGGUAUCUUCCUCUAGGUGUUAUAACAAAUCCCAGGAAGCCUGGCAAGAUGAGUUCGCCAGCGAUUAUCCACGAGCCGCAGCAGCAAUACAAAAACAAACACUACGUGGACGAUUAUUUGGACAGCUUCGAGACUGUCGAAGAGGCUAUUGCAGUAGUUAACGAGGUCAGGCUGGUGCACUCGAAAGGAGGUUUCACUCUCCGGCGCUUCCUGUCUAACAAGUCAGACGUUUUGCAAAGAAUAGGCGAAGUGGCUGAGGAAAAUGCAAAAAACUUGCACCUUGUGCGGGACGGCAAGCCCGAGUCAGUGUUGGGGAUGAGGUGGAUUCCCAAAGAAGAUGUAUUCAUCUAUUCCUUUAGUACACGAGAUGAUCUUCAAUACAUGUUGGAUUGCGACCAUAUUCCUACCAAACGCGAAGAGCUGUGGGCCGCGGGAAUAGGAUGGGACCAGCAAAUUCCGCAAGAUCUCAACGAGCGCUGGCAGCACUGGGUGAAAUUACUGCAACAGCUCGACCUGCUGCGCAUAUCGCGCUGUUAUUUUCGUUCGUCGACGAAACGUUCCAAUUUACAACUUCACCUUUUCGUUAACUCAAGCGAAAGCGCGUACGCUUGUGCGGUAUACUUCCGUUUGGAAUCCGAGUGUGGGGCAGAGGUGGCGCUUGGAGCAGCUAAAACCAAGGUAGCGCCGCUCAAGACACUAUCAAUACCUCGACUCGAGCUCAGAGCAGCGGUCCUGGGCGUCCGCCUAAUGGAAACUAUCCAGAAACAUCACACCUUUACAGUCAGUCAACGCUACUGCUGGAGCGACGCGAGUACGGUACUCGCAUGGAUUCGCUCUACUGACCAUCGGCGCUACCAUAAAUACAUCGCAGUUCGAGUUGGGGAGAUCCUAUCUUCGACACACCAAUCGGAGUGGCGGUGGGUACCAAGUAAGCAGAAUGUGGCCGAUCUAGCCACCAAGUGGAACAAAUUACCACAUGUGACAGCAGAAAAUCCCUGGUUCCGAGGACCAGCAUUCCUGUACGAACCUGAAGAGCGGUGGCCUAAGCAGCGAAUAGUUGUUCCGACUGAGGAAGAACUUCGUCCUACCCACUUUCUCGCAGUACAUUUAGCGCCGAAUAUGGUAUUCGAAAGGUUCAAUCGCUGGACUAAAAUGCAUCGCGUGGCCGCAUAUGUUUUUCGUGGCAUUGAUAAUUUUCGUCGGCGUUUAAUGAAACAGGAUUUGCAACUCGGUAAUCUCACCAGCGACGAGCUCCGGCGAGCCGAAGAAGUACUAAUCAAAACAGCUCAAAAUGAAUUUUAUGCAGAGGAAAUCGCUAUACUUAUCAAGUCGCAAGGAUCACCUGCAAAUCGCCACGCCACCGUGAACAAAUGCAGCUCAAUCUACACUUUGUGUCCCUUUCUGGAUGAGAAGAGCAUUUUGCGUAGUCGUGUGUCGUCUGUCGUCUAG
This is a messenger RNA of Sabethes cyaneus, 1605 nucleotides long. RefSeq lists its product as uncharacterized. Lineage: Eukaryota; Metazoa; Arthropoda; Insecta; Diptera; Culicidae. The coding region runs from base 1 to 1605 and encodes 534 amino acids. The record is from RefSeq and is a predicted model, not a curated record. The transcript has 3 exons.